AUUCUGUGAAAAUAUCAUACAAUUGACUUGCAGUUGACUGCACUGAGUGACAACUGACUACUUCAAAAUUUUAUGCUAUGGAAGGUAUGGAAGACAAGAAUUCAUAUCAAUUUAUUAAAAUGUAAUGUUUAAUACGGUCUCCCAUAGGGCUAAAUUAAUAGCGCAUAAGGAAGGGAAGCUAAAAUCUUACGAGUCUUGUUUGGACGUACGGGCAUGGAGUCAUGAUGAUGAUAGGAGGAGCUCCUGCCUACGAGACUGGAUCAGGGGGGAUAUACCUGUCUGUGUCUUACCUGUGCUUGCUCUUACUCGGCAUUUGAACAAUAUGACUAGGAAACGUAGGACUACGCUCGUACCUCCCUGCAGCCCUGAGUGUCGGUCGAAGAUUAUUCUAGAUAACAUCUACGAAUCAUGUCAUGCCAUUGAAGAAUGUUUAAGAAAUGAAGAAGAGUUUCAGAAUGUUUUCGAAAAUGACGAGUUUGAAACAAGCCAUUGGCCUUGUGAAAGAUGUGUGGAAAUUUUGAAGAGCAUAAAACUGUUUUGGAAUAUCGUAUUAGAAAAAUUGCUGAAAAUAACGUUUCCAAUCAAUGAAGAUUUCGAUGAUAAAAAAACUAAAAGUAUUCCUGAAUUAGCAAGGCACUGGAAAGAUGAAAUAGUGGAUCAAACACUAAAAGUGAGAAAUUUGCAAUCUCUAUCAAAAAAUCGUAUGGGUAUUCAUAAAGACAGCCAAAGAAUUAAUCAAGUAAUCAACAAUCAAGGUAAAAGAAUAAAUAAUCCUUUAAACAAUGAUUUUAAUAAGAAAAAUAAAAUAUAUAAAGAUAAAUGUACCAACACCAAUUUCUUACUCGAUAAAGGAAAAGUAAAGAAUGCUACAAAAAAUAAAAAUGUUUACGCUUCUGUAGAAAAAAGGAAUAUUUCUUGUAACACCAGUGUUAAAAGCCUAACCUAUCUCGGUAAAAAAGAUUUAAGUUACUUAAAACAGAGACUUGAAAUGCAAGAAACUAAGAUAAAACAGUUAGAAAAUGAAAAUAAUACUUUGAGAUCAAAAUCGAAAAACAGAACUAAAGAUGUCCCAUCUUUGACUAAUACUGCCUCGAAUUUGAGCGCAGACUUUAAAAUUGAUGAUUACAGUAAAGAUGAAUUUGAAACAAUAAAAGACAUUGCGUCUGAAAUGAUAAUAACCCUAAAAAACUGUACGAACAAGAGUUAUCGUAACAUCUCUGUUUUGCAAGUUUUACAUAAAAGUAAUGCUACACCUGCAGAUGCAAAUGACCAUCAUUGCGACAAAAAUCCGACUGACGUUUUAAAUAGAGUUCAUGAAAGGUUUAAUGCAAUAUUAAAAAGAGAACUAUGUAUUGCAAAAGAAAAUAAAAAUUACCACGUAGAUAAGACGAGUACUUCAUAUCAAGAGAUGUCGGUUUCCCGCACGAGUUUUACUUCGACGGCAUCCAAAUUCCAAAACGUGAAUGGAUAGUGAAUGGUUUUGUAAAGCUUUGAUCGUCUGAAAUUAAAUUUUAA
Aricia agestis (brown argus) is the source of this 1515-nucleotide messenger RNA. RefSeq lists its product as uncharacterized. The transcript has 5 exons. Lineage: Eukaryota; Metazoa; Arthropoda; Insecta; Lepidoptera; Lycaenidae. The record is from RefSeq and is a predicted model, not a curated record. The coding region runs from base 125 to 1471 and encodes 448 amino acids.